Messenger RNA from Synchiropus splendidus (mandarinfish), 2924 nucleotides. It is a transcript of the gene fzd10, whose product is annotated as frizzled class receptor 10. Gene Ontology annotation, cellular component: plasma membrane. The record is from RefSeq and is a predicted model, not a curated record. NCBI's taxonomy places the organism in Eukaryota, Metazoa, Chordata, Actinopteri, Syngnathiformes, Callionymidae. Gene Ontology annotation, molecular function: Wnt receptor activity; Wnt-protein binding. Gene Ontology annotation, biological process: canonical Wnt signaling pathway; non-canonical Wnt signaling pathway. The coding region runs from base 621 to 2369 and encodes 582 amino acids. The transcript has a single exon.
UGCUUUGAGCCUUUGAAAGCGCGGUAAUGAACAAGCUGUUCCGCACGAUUUGGAAAUAAUCUGCGUGUCAGUGUCAUCUUUCUUAUGCAAAGCAGGAGGCUUUGAAGGCGGAUCUGUUGGCAGGUUAGACCCGGGCUGAAGCUGCGACCUGCUCACUCUGCUGCUGCCUCUGCUGCUGCGCGCUCACAGCCGCGAUCCACAUGGGCGAUCCUCGGCACGUUUUCUAUCACGAUAAACACGGUCGCAGUGCGCGCUGCUGACGGAUUAUCGUCCCCGCCGCCUUUGGGGAGCAAUCGAGCGCUCGAGUCGGAUCGGGAAGCCGUUCUUUUUCUACUUUUGCUCAAGUUAUCCGAGCGAGCUGCAGCGCUCUGACGCCGGCGAGAAACACGAGGACGGAUAGAAGAGGCGCUUGCUACAAGAAGUUUGGAACUUAUUUGGUCUGUCGCGUUUGCUGUAGAGGCAGCUGAAACUCAUGAAAACAUGGACUGGGACUUCCUCCUUCUCCAAGGACCGACACCGGAUUUAUGGUUCUGCACGAUGAGGAGAGGGCUGCUGCAGCUGUGAGUUUCUUUCAUGAUAUAAAGCAUUUCUGAUAAGGACUUUUGAAUCGAGCCGAGAGGAUGUGUCCACGCGCUCCGCCGGGACUCCUCUGUGUGUUUUUGUGGACUUCUCUGGCUUCGGCCAUCAGCUCCAUAGACCCGGACUGGUCCGGAGAGGGACGGUGUCAACAGAUCACCAUCCCCUUGUGCAAAGACAUCGGCUACAACAUGACCCGCAUGCCCAAUCUUAUGGGGCACUACAAUCAGAAGGAAGCCGCCAUCAAGCUGCAGGAGUUUGCCACUCUGAUCCAGUUCGGUUGUCACACUCACCUCAAGUUCUUCUUGUGUUCCCUCUACGCCCCGAUGUGCACAGAGCAUGUGUCCAACCCCAUCCCAGCCUGCCGGGUCAUGUGCGAGCAGGUCAAAGUGAAGUGCUCGCCCAUCCUGCAGCAGUUUAAAUUCCCCUGGCCGGACUCUUUGGACUGCUCGCGCCUGCCUAUAAAAAACGACCCCAACAACCUCUGCAUGGUGGCCCCCAACAACGGCUCCGAUGAGCCGCCUAAAGUCUCGCCCACCCAGCCUCCAGACUUUCGUCCGCAGCGGCCCCUGGGUGGUCAGGCUCUGCCCAAGAGGGAGAGCGGAAGCGGCAGGCAGGCCUGCCCGAACCCCGGCAAAUUCCACUUUGUGGAGAAAAGCGAGUCAUGUGCGCCGAAGUGUUACCCUAAAGUGGACGUGUACUGGAGCCAGGGGGACAAGCAGUUCUCACUGGUGUGGAUGGCCGUCUGGUCCAUCCUCUGCUUCAUCUCUAGUGCCUUCACUGUGCUCACCUUCCUCAUUGAUCCGCAGCGCUUCAAAUACCCAGAGAGGCCCAUCAUCUUCCUGUCCAUGUCCUACUGUGUUUACUCAGUGGGCUACCUCAUCAGACUUUUUGUGGGUGCAGACAGAAUAGCCUGCGAUAGAGACAAUGGGGUGCAGUACGUCAUCCAGGAGGGCCUGGAGAGCACCGGCUGCACCAUUGUCUUCCUGAUUCUCUACUAUUUCGGGAUGGCGAGUUCCCUCUGGUGGGUCAUCUUGACCCUCACUUGGUUUCUGGCUGCCGGAAAGAAGUGGGGUCACGAAGCCAUAGAAGCUAAUAGCAGCUAUUUCCAUCUGGCGGCGUGGGCCAUCCCGGCCGUGAAGACCAUCAUGAUCCUGGUGAUGAGGAAGGUGGCCGGCGAUGAGCUGACUGGCGUUUGUUAUGUGGGCAGCAUGGAUGUUAAAGCUCUGACUGGAUUUGUCCUCAUCCCUCUCUCCUGCUACCUUAUUAUUGGGACCUCUUUUCUACUCUCCGGCUUUGUGGCCCUUUUCCACAUCAGGAAGAUCAUGAAGACAGAAGGGGAGAACACAGACAAGCUGGAGAAACUGAUGGUUCGCAUUGGGGUCUUCUCCAUGCUCUACACCGUCCCGGCGACCUGCGUCAUCGCCUGCUACUUCUACGAGCGGCUCAACAUGGACUACUGGCGCCUGUUAGCCGGGGAGCUGAAGUGCGUGGAAGGUGGCGGGCCGGAGUCGGACGAGUGCGUGAUGAAGACUUCCAUUCCUGCUGUCGAGAUAUUCAUGGUGAAGAUCUUCAUGCUGUUGGUGGUGGGCAUCACCAGCGGCAUGUGGAUCUGGACUUCCAAGACACUGCAAUCGUGGCAGAACGUGUUCAGCAGGAAACUAAAGAAGAGGACGAGCAGGAAGGCUGCCAGUGUGUUUACCAGCAGUCGGCCUUACAUCAAACCUCACCCCUCCCUCAAAGGACACGGCACCAAGUAUGAGCCGACACGGCCCCCUCCCACAUGCGUAUGACUUCACCGACUCAUAUCUAUAUGAGACAGCGUAAUCACAACAACUAGAUCCGUGUUUUAUUUAUAAGCAUUGAAGUUAAUGCAACAUUUUUAUUUGUGUUUUUCAAGCCUCAUGCAACAAAAGCUGCCUUUGUUUGCUUCUCCUGGAAUCACUUAUCAUAGUGUGGGACUGAGAAACGCAUUGCUCCGAUGACAAACAGAGUGGAAGAAACCAUUUGGAUUUGCCGUGGGGCGACUUGAAUAAUGUGCAAUAGAGGUUUUUCCUCAGUGGCAACAAAAAAAGUAACACACUUGUACAAGCAAACAGGAAGCUUUUUCAUGGAAAUGCAGGCAGUGUCAUGUAUGUUUGAACUGGGGUGAGAGCAGCUGUUGAAGAGACAUUAUGAACUGGCUUUUGUGAGUCAAACCCAUAAAUUAAUCUAGCACUCCUCAGUGAAAAGUGACUUCGAGCCGACACGCCUUUGACGUCUCUUUUUGCUGUUGUUGUUUUUUUUUCUUUGCUGUUUGAAAGCACAAGGGAACGUUUGUAUAUAUUUCUAAAAUGACAGAUUUUAUA